Lolium perenne is the source of this 13188-nucleotide messenger RNA. RefSeq lists its product as uncharacterized. The record is from RefSeq and is a predicted model, not a curated record. NCBI's taxonomy places the organism in Eukaryota, Viridiplantae, Streptophyta, Magnoliopsida, Poales, Poaceae. Gene Ontology annotation, cellular component: membrane.
GUGCCGGCCCUAUCUCGUCCCAACUUCCACCCCACCACUCUCACCGCUCCGCCGCAUCCUCCUCCUCCUCCCCGCGCGCCUCCCCUGCUCUUCCCGGAACCCUAGCCCCCUCGCCCCGCCGGGCGCGCGGAGGCAACGGAUUCGUGCGCCCCCAUCCCACCUUCUCGGACCCGGCCGUCGGUCGAUCGCCAUGUUCGAGGGCCACGUGCUGUAUUUACUUCGCAAAUAUUUGGGUGAAUAUGUUGAAGGACUUUCUGUUGAGGCGCUUAGAAUAAGUGUCUGGAAAGGUGAUGUUGUUCUUAAAGACUUGAAACUGAAGGCUGAAGCACUCAAUUCUCUUCGGCUUCCUGUAACAGUGAAAGCUGGGUUUGUUGGCACCAUAACGUUGAAGGUUCCAUGGAAGAGCCUGGGUAAAGAACCAGUUAUUGUUCUGAUCGACCGUCUAUUUGUUCUUGCUCAUCCUGCUCCCGAUGGGCAGACUCUCAAGGAAGAAGACAUAGAAAAACUUUUUGAAGCCAAGCUUCAACAGAUUGAGGCUGCAGAGACAGCAACUCUUGAAGCAACCAGUAGGAGCUCGAAAGGAGGACCUAUACCUGGUGGAAACUCAUGGCUAUACAAUUUAAUAUCUACAAUUAUUGGAAAUCUUAAAGUCACCAUCAGUAAUGUACACAUCAGAUAUGAAGAUUCUGCCAGCAAUUCUGGGCAUCCAUUUGCGUCUGGUUUCACUUUAUCAAAACUUGCUGCUGUUACAGUGGAUGAGGAUGGUAAUGAGACGUUUGAUGCAGGCGUAGCACUAGAUAAGCUGCGAAAGUCGGUUGAACUGCAUAUGCUAGCCAUCUACCAUGAUUCUGACAGCAGUCCUUGGAAGCUUGCAAAGAAAUGGGAGGAUCUAAAUCCCGCUGAAUGGAGUGAGGUAUUUCAAGAUGGCAUCGAUGACCGUGCUGGCAAUUCUAUCUGGGCAAUGAAUCGGAGGUAUUUGGUUUCCCCUAUAAAUGGAAUCCUUAAAUAUAAUCGACUUGGACAGCAGGAAAGAGGGGACCCAAACAACCCUUUAGAGAAAGCAUCACUUGUCCUAAGUGAUGUUUCUUUAACAGUUACUGAGGCCCAGUAUUACGAUUGCAUUAAACUGUUGGAAACAGUUUCAAGAUUCAGGGCACGUGUUGAUGUUUCUCACUUACGACCUGUUGUGCCAGUAAAAGAGGAUUGUCGUGCUUGGUGGCGUUAUGCUAUGCUGGCUGAUCUGCGACAAAAGAAAUUAUGCUAUUGGUUCUCAUGGGAGAGAACCAGACAUCUAUGCCAGCUUCGUCGUCGUUAUGUUCAACUUUAUGCCACCCUAUUGCAGCAAGCUCCUUGUGUUGAUAUUUCUGAGAUUCGUCAGAUUGAGAAAAUUCUGGAUUCAAAAGUCGUAAUACUUUGGAGGUUGCUGGGUCAUGCUAAGGUUGAAACUGUGAAAUCUAAGGAAACAUUGCAUAAGAAGGGCAGCUCAAAGAGAAGAUGGUGGCCUUUUGGACGGAACUCGACUGGGUUACCUUCUGAAGCAGGCAGCCUAUUAGAACCACAACUAGAUGAGGAGGAGCAGCUAACCAAAGAAGAGUGGCAGGCUAUAAAUAAAUUGCUGAGUUACCAACCGGACGAUGAUAUGUCUUUUCCUGUCAAGAAGGUCCUCCCAAACACAAUCCGUUUCUUGGUGGACGUGUCUAUAGGCCAAGCUGCAGCAAGGAUCAUCAAUAUUGAUCAAACAGAGGUUUUGUGUGGUAGAUUUGAACAGCUUCAAGUGGUCACCAGGUUGUAUCCAAAGAGUACACGAUGUGAUGUAACUCUGAAAUAUUGUGGUCUAUCGUCCCCUGAAGGUUCUCUUGCUCAGAGCGUCAUCAGUGUGGGAAAGAGUAAUGCUCUAGAUAUCAGUUUUGUGCGCGAGCCUAUUGGCUUGGACUUGGAUUGGCAGCUUGUGGCUAAGAUAUCACCAUGCCAUGUUACGGUUUUGAAGGGGAGUUAUGAACGGUUUCUGGAGUUUAUUAAACGGAGCAAUGCUGUUAGCCCAACAGUAGCAAUGGAAACAGCCACCGCUCUGCAAAUUAAAUUAGAGCAAGUCACACGCAGGGCUCAGGAGCAGCUUCAGAUGGUACUUGAAGAGCAGAGCAGAUUUGGACUUGACAUCGAUUUGGAUGCACCAAAAGUUAGGAUUCCCUUGACCGGCAAUGAGCACUUUGUUCUGGAUUUAGGCCAUUUUACAUUGCGUACAAGAGAUGGAACUCGGGAUGAAGAAAGACAGAGUUUGUAUUCACGCUUUUAUAUUGCUGGGAGGGAUAUGGCUGCUUUUCUUGUUUGUGAUGUAGCUGAAGACAGAUAUUAUGUUCCGGAAAAUCUAUCCCACAGUGUGCUCUCAGGUCCUACUGCUGAUGCAACUCAGUUCUGUUCUCUUCUCGAUCCCUGUGGAAUGUCAGUGAUAAUUGACCAGAUCAAAGUUCCACAUCCGAGCUAUCCAUCGACCCGUGUUUCUUUUCAAGUACCCAAUCUGGAUAUUCAUUUCUCACCAAAAAGGUACUGCAAAAUUGUCGAGCUGCUUGGUGUACUUUACCAGUUGAAGGGAAACAAUACUGAAGAAUCAAAUAGCUAUGAAAAUGGUAAUCUGGUGCCUUGGUAUCCUGCUGAUCUAGCUGGUGAUGCUAGAACUUUGGUUUGGAGGGGCCUCGGCUAUUCCCUAGCUGAGUGGCAUUCCUGCCAUGUUGUAUUAUCUGGGAUGUAUCUGUAUAUUUUGGAGUCAGAGCUGUCCCAAAAUUACCAAAGGUGUUGUAGCAUGGCAAGCCGGCAAGUAUUUGAGGUGCCAUCAACUAGUGUUGGUGGGUCUGUUUACAGUAUUGCUGUGUGUUCUAGAGGUGCAGAUAUGCAGAAGGCACUAGAAUCAACCAGCACACUGAUAGUUGAAUUUCAUAAUGAAAUUGAGAAGGCCAAUUGGAUGAAAACGCUUGUCCAAGCGACAUAUCGAGCUUCAGCACCUCCUGAGGUGAACAUAUUCGGAGAUCCUAUCAGUAGAACUCCAGAAACAAGCACUCCAAGGCUUAGUAGUUUGGGAUCAGUGGAUCUUCUUGUAAAUGGGUCUGUUAUUGAAACUAAGCUUUCACUCCACGGAAAGUUGGAUAGAAAGAACAAAGAUCCGGAAGAGCUUCUAAUGUUAGAGCUCCUUGGAAAUGGAGGAAAGGUUAAUGUUGUUCAAUCUUCUCGUGGUCUAAGCGUGAAAACGAAGCUGCACUCGUUGAAGAUUAAGGAUGAGCUACAUGGUCGUCUUUCAAUGUCUACAAAGUAUUUAGUAUGUUCAGUGAUUAAUGAAGAUUUGGACUCAAUUCCUAAGAAAAAAGAAGAUAUAGAAUCUGAAGGUUCUUGUACACCUGAUGGGGAGGGUCACCAAAAAUUGUUCUCUAUGGAGGAAGAUUCUUUCAUGGAUGCAUUGGCAGAUUUUACGCCCGACCAAUGUCCUAAUCUCCAUGAUCUUGAUACUCCAUCAAACUCAACAUCUGAUGUGAAUGAUUACACUAUAUACUUUGAUGGGGAUCAGCCGAAAAUGAAACAUACUGAAAUUUUUUAUGAGGCUCAAGAUAACAAUGUUACUGAUUUUGUUGUCCUUACGUUUUUGAGCAGGACUCCAGACUCUUGUCUUUAUGAUGGUAUAGAUUCACAGAUGAGUAUCCGUAUGUCUGCACUGGAGUUCUACUGUAACAGACCCACACUUGUUGCUCUUAUUGAGUUUGGAGUUGAUGUUAGCAUGGUUAAUUCUCUGCCAAAGAGUGACCCUGACAUGGCAGGUGCAGCACAGAGUGCAAUACCAGCAGGGAAGGAACACAGUAGUCGCACUGUUGUUAAAGGACUAUUAGGUUAUGGAAAACGGCGCACUAUUUUCAACAUUAAAAUGGACGUCGAUCGGGUAUCUAUGUUUCUUAAUAAGGAAGAUGGUUCUCAGCUUGCGAUGUUUGUGCAGGAGAAAUUUCUGUUUGACCUAAAGGUUCACCCGAGCUCAUUUUCUAUUGAUGGUAUGCUGGGGAAUAUGAGAUUUUGUGACAUGUCCCUCGGGCCAGAUCAUCGCUGGGGUUGGCUUUGUGAUAUACGGAAACCAGGUGUUGAGUCGCUUAUAAAGUUCUCCUUCCAGUCUUACAGUGUUGAUGAUGACGACUAUGAAGGUCAUAAUUACAGCUUGACUGGGCAACUUUCUGCUGUCCGCAUUGUCUUUCUUUAUCGUUUUGUUCAGGAGUUUACUUCUUACUUCAUGGAGCUUGCUACCCCUCACACUGAAGAAGCAAUUAAGUUUAUGGACAAAGUUGGAGGUUUUGAGUGGUUGGUUCAGAAAUAUGAAAUGGAUGGUUCUUCUGCUAUAAAGCUGGAUCUUUCACUUGACACACCCAUAAUCAUUGUCCCAAAGAAUUCCCAGAGUGAAGACUAUAUACAACUGGAUUUGGGACAACUGAAAGUUAGGAAUGAUUUUAGUUGGCAUGGUGGUGAUGAGAGUGACCCAGCAGCCGUGCGUCUUGAUGUUCUCCAUGCUGAGAUAAAUGGAAUCAACAUGGCGGUUGGGGUCAAUGGAACUCUCGGAAAGUGUAUGAUUCGACAGGGUCAUGGCAUCAAUGUAGAGGUGCGGCGUAGUCUGAGGGAUGUUUUCCGAAAGGUCCCAAUGCUCUCCUUGAAAGUUGAGAUAGGAUUGCUACACGCUGUCAUGUCAGAUAAAGAAUACCAUGUCAUCACAAGUUGUAUUUCGACGAAUUUAUCAGAGACACCCAACCUUCCCCCCAGUUUCCGUGAAAAUGUAAACCGGACAAAAGAAUCAAUACGCCUACUUGCGGAUAAAGUCAACCUCAAUAACCAUUUAUUGCUUUCACGUACUGUCGUCAUCAUGGUGGUAAAUGUUCAGUGUGCAUUGCUAGAGCUUCGCAAUGGCUCUGAAUCACCUCUCGCAGAGCUUGGUCUGGAAGGUUUAUGGGUUUCUUAUAGGACAACUUCACUGUUUGAGAUGGAUCUUUAUUUGUCUAUACUUAAAUUUUCGGUUCGUGAUAUCCGUCCAGAUACAAAGUCGGAGAUGCGCUUGAUGCUUGGUUGUUAUUCAGAGACUUCUAAACUGAGCACACCAGACCCAUCUACUGAUGUGGGAGUUUCUAACCUCACCAUGCUGAUACUGGAUUAUCGAUGGCGUUCUUCCUUCCAAUCGUUUGUUAUACGAGUCCAACAGCCUCGCAUACUUGUUGUCCUGGACUUUCUGCUCCCAGUUGUUGAGUUUUUUGUGCCUUCCUUAGGUACAAUAACAGGCAGAGAUGAAAGUCUCAACCCAAAACUGGAUCCUCUUAUGACGUCAAAUGACAUUAUACUUUGUGGGCCUGUUUUCUUACAGAGAGAGAAUGUUAUUCAACUCUCUCCUGAGAGGCAGCUAAUAGUUGAUGGUUGUGAUAUUGAUGAGUUCACUUAUGAUGGCUGUGGAGGCACCAUAUCAUUAUGUGAAGAGUUUGACAAGAAGGGACAACUAUACUCUGGGACUAUAAUCAUUGUUGGGCGGGGUAAAAGGCUAAGAUUCAAAAAUAUUAAAAUUGAGAAUGGUGCAUUACUGAGGAAGUGUGUUUACUUGAACACUGGAAGCAGCUAUUCAAUCGCUGCUGAAGAUGGAGUAGAGGUUUCAGUGAUAGAAACUACGUUUAACAACGACGAAGACAAUCGUUUCCAUACUGAAGAAUACAACAAGCAAAUCAGUGCUCUUCAGACUGCCGCUGAUACACACUCAAACCAAAUGUUGAGCUUUACAUUUGAAGCACAGGUUGUAUCCCCAGAAUUUAUCUUCUACGACAGUUCAAAGUUAUUAAUGGAUGAUUCCUUGCACAUUGAGAAGCUUCUUCGUGCCAAGAUGGAUUUCAGUUUCAUGUAUGCUUCAAAAGAAAAAGACAUAUGGGCUAGAUCGGUGGUUAAAGACCUGACAGUAGAAGCUGGUUCUGGUCUUCUUGUUCUUGAGCCAGUAGAUUUUUCAUGGAAAUAUACUUCAGUCAGUGAAAAAACGAACAUAAUACUGACAUCUUCUGAAAUAUGCAUCCAUCUUUCGCUGAGUGUUGCUUCUCUCAUGCUCAAACUGCAAAAUCAAACCCUUGCUGCUUUGCAGUUUGGCAAUAUUAACCCGCUGGUCUCUUGUACUAACUUUAAGCGAGUUUGGACGUCACCGGAAGGCUAUCUGCCUGGUUACAAUCUCACCUUUUGGAGGCCGCAAGCUCCUUCAAAUUAUGUCAUUUUAGGUGAUUGUGUGUCCUCAAGGUCUGUGCCUCCUUCUCAGGUCGUGGUUGCUGUAAGCAACACCUAUGGCCGUGUGCGGAAACCUCUUGGAUUUAGGCUUGUACAUACAUUACCUGGAUCUCUGGAGUUAGCGGAUUCAAAGAAGACAACUGAAGAAAAUGACUGUUCUAUCUGGAUUCCUGUGCCGCCACCUGGAUACUUAGCUUUAGGAUGUGUGGUAAAUAGUGGAAGGCAGCCACCUUCAAAUCAUGUUGUUUACUGCCUUCGUUCUGAUCUAGUGACGUCUGCAGCAUUUUCAGAUUGUAUACAUACUCUCUUAUCUGCUCCUGGAAUGCCUUCUGGAUUUAGCAUCUGGCGUGUGGACAAUGUGGUUGCUACGUUCCAUGCACACAGUUCUGCAAACCAACCCACCAGAACUGAAGCUCUUGAUUUGCAUCAUGUUCUGCUAAGGAAUCCAAACUGCUAUAUCAUUAAAGAUCUGAAUGCAGAUUCUUCUGCUCAGAGCGAGCAGCCAACUGAUCAAUUAAUUCAUCGCAAGAGUACUUCCGGAUGGGAUGCUGUUAGAACUUUUUCAAGGCCAAACAGCUACUGCACAUCUACUCCACAUUUUGAAAGAAUAUGGUGGGAUAAAGGUGGCGAUACAAAGCGGCCAUUUUCAAUAUGGCGGCCAUUACCUCGUUUUGGCUUUGCUUCAGUCGGCGACUGUAUAACCGAGGGGCUUGAACCACCUACUCUUGGCAUUCUAUUUAAGUGUGACAACAAGAUAGUUUCUGAAAGGCCUGUACAGUUCACGAAAGUAGCACAAAUUGACAGAAAAGGCGUUGAUGAAAUAUACUUCUGGUAUCCAGUGGCGCCUCCUGGAUAUGCUUCUCUUGGAUGUGUUGUAACGAAAACAGAUGAAAUGCCAACCAAAGAUUCCAUUUGCUGUCCUAAACUGGGCUCUGUGAACCAGGCAAAUAUCUCAGAGGACCCUAUCUCCAGGUCUUCUAGCUCAAAAGGACCUAACUGCUGGAGCAUCUGGAAAGUUGGAAAUCAGGGAUGUACUUUCCUUGCACGAUCUGAUCUAAAAAAACCAUCAGCUCGAUUGGCAUACAGUAUUGCAGAUCACGCUAAGCCAAAGGCACCUGACAAUAUUACUGCCGAGUUGAAGCUGGGAUCUUUGUCAAUCAGCAUCCUUGACAGCUCCUGUGGAAUGGUCACACCAAUUUUUGACACUACAAUUGCGAGUAUAAAUCUUGCGACGCAUGGGCGAUUUGAGACAAUUAAUGCGGUGUUAAUUUGUUCAAUUGCUGCAUCCACAUUCAAUAGACACUUGGAAGCAUGGGAACCCUUGGUUGAGCCAUUUGAUGGAAUAUUCAAGUUGGAAACAUAUGAUACCAGUGAACACCCUCCUUCAAAAGUUGGUAAGAGGAUACAUGUUGCUGCAACAAGUCCUCUAAAUGCCAACCUGAGUUCUGCAAAUCUUGAUUUACUUAUCGAAACUUUACUGUCAUGGAGAAGGCAAAUUGAUAUUGAAAAAAGAUCGUCAAUCAGAAAUGAGGACAAUGUUGAUAAUUUAAAAAUAGCUGAUGAUUUUUCCUGUUCUGCUUUGGAUGAAGAUGAUAUCCAGAGGGUAGUUUUUGAGAACAAAUUAGGAUGUGAUGUUUAUCUUAAGAAACUAGAAGAUACUGAAAGCACUAUUGAGCUGUUACAGCAUGAUGAUCAAAUUUCAUUGUUAAUGCCACCUGCACGGUUUUCUGAUAAAUUAAAUGUAUUGUCCAAUUCCACGGAAGAAAGAUAUUAUGUUGUCAUACAGAUCUUCGAGUCAAAGGGAUUGCCUAUUGUCGAUGAUGGCAAUGACCAUAGCUACUUCUGUGCUUUGCGCUUGCUCAUAGGAAGUCAUACUUCUGAUCAGUACAAGGUGUUCCCACAGAGUGCCAGGACAAGAUGCGUAAAACCUGUUAAAUCAACAGAGUUAAGGACACAUCAUGCUAAGUGGAACGAACAUUUUAUAUUUGAAGUUCCAGAACAGGCUUCAGCUAAUUUAGAGAUUGAGGUAACAAAUCUGGCAUCAAAGGCUGGUAAAGGUGAAGUACUUGGCUCUUUAUCAAUCCCUAUUGGGCGGGGCAUGACAACAUUGAAGCGAGCUUCUUCUAUCAGAAUCCUUCAGCAAGCUGCUGACGUCAAGCGAGUAAUGACAUGUCCUCUUACAAGGAAGGGCACAGUAUUUAACGAGGGAGACAACAAACACUAUGGUGCUUUAGUACUUUCAAGUUGUUAUAUAGAACGAUCUACUCAACCAAACUUCCAGAGCUGGAAAGACAGCAUAAGCAAUGCAGAGGGUGGUUUCUGGGUAGGGCUGACCCCAGAUGGUCCAUGGGAAAGUUUUACUGCAGUUUUACCACUGUCAGUCAUCCCAAAAUCACUUAAUAAUAACCACUUCGCAUUUGAGAUCACCAUGAGGAACGGAAAGAAACAUGCUACUUUGAGGGCUCUUGCUAUUAUUGCUAAUGAUUCUGACAUGAAACUUGAAGUUUCUGUAUGCCCUGUAAACAAGAUUAGUAGCUCCAUGUUAAAUACUGGAUCAACCAGUUCCACCAACACUGUUGAUGAAGUAUUUGAAAACCAGUGGUAUAGACCCAGUUCAGGGUGGACAAGUAACCACUCAAGUGACCAUGGAAUUGAAUUAGGGCAAUGGAGCACAAGGGACUGCUCUUACUCAUCCAAGGCAUUCUUUGAGCCUCGUCUUCCACCUGAUUGGAAGUGGACUUCACCGUGGAAAAUCGAAAAGUCUAGUUUCUUGGAUAGUGAUGGAUGGGCAUAUUCUGCUGAUAUUCAAAACUUAAACUGGCCAUCUUCCUGGAGAUCUUCUAAAUCACCACUUGAUUGUGUUAGGCGAAGGCGUUGGGUACGUUGGAGGCAGCUAUUGCAAGAGCAAAGCGCGGAAAUACCUAGGAAAAUAAUUGCUAUUGUCGAGCCUCAUUCAUCUACGGCAUUGCCUUGGACUGCCAUGAUUAAGGAUAUGGAUCUGUGUUUGCAAGUUCGCCCUUUUUCUGCCAAAUCAGAUGAAUCAUACAGUUGGAGUCAGGUUCUUUCACUAGGUUAUGACAGCCAACCUAAGCAGCAGCAGCAAUCUUCACUCUCUAGACAAAGCACCUUGAAACAAUCAUCUGUACCCUCGAGGAAUUCUGUUCUUCGACUUGCUGAGCUUGAGAAAAAAGAUGUGCUUUCGUGCUGCUCCCCUCCUGUUGGUAUUAAACAAUAUUUCUGGCUUAGCAUUGGAGUCAAUGCUUCCGUUGUUCAUACAGACUUGAAUAUGCCUGUUUAUGACUGGCAGUUCUCCUUCAAUUCAGUCCUUAGACUUGAAAAUAAGCUCCCAUAUGAAGCUGAGUAUUCUAUUUGGGAGAAGUCUGCCGAAGGCAACAUGGUUGAAAGGCAGCAUGGUUUUGUAUCAUCAGGUGGAAGUGCGUUCAUCUAUUCAGCAGAUAUACGAAAAUCCAUUUAUCUCACAUUGUUUGUUCAGAAUGGCUGGAUUUUGGAAAAGGAUGCUGUAUUAAUAAUGGACUUGCUGUCCCUGGAACACAUUUCUUCCUUCUGGAUGGUUCAGAAACGAAGCCAGAGGAGAUUGCGUGUUAGUGUUGAACGUGACCUGGGAGCAAGUGAUGCUGCACCAAAGACGCUAAGAUUAUUUGUUCCAUAUUGGAUAAAAAACAAUUCUUCCAUUCCACUAUCUUAUCGUAUUGUAGAAGUGGAACCAGCAGAAAACGCAGAUGCAGACUCACUUAGCAGGCCAGAUUCAUUGAGCAGACCAGACUCAUUGAGCAGACCAGACUCUUUGAGCAAAGCGGCUAAAUCUUCAAAAUUUUCCCUCAGAUAUUCUUCAAAAUCUCUUGUCAGAAGAGGCAGCAUAUCACAGAGAAACUGCCAGAUAUUAGAUAUUAUUGAAGAUUGUGGUACAGACUAUGUAAUGCUCUCACCACAGGAUUAUGUGAACCGCUCGACCAAUAUGCGUGAGUCUCGAGAUAACAACUUCAGCCCAGCUCGGGUUGCAAUUUGUGUAGCUGUUGGCAGUUGCAAACAGUACAGUAUUGGAGUGUCUCUGUUUGAGCUUGAGAACAAGGAGCAUGUCGAUGUUAAAGCUUUCACUUCUGAUGGAUCAUAUUACUGGUUCUCUGUUCAACUGAAGAUGGCUUCAGAUAGAACUAAGGUUGUAAAUUUUCUUCCACGUGCACUUUUUAUCAACAGAGUUGGGACAGGUAUUAUUUUAUCUGAGUAUCAUACUGAGCUUGAGGAGCAUGUAUGUCCAACUGAUCCUCCAAAGGUGUUCAGAUGGCGUUCAGAAUUUGGAAACGAACUUUUGAAGUUGCGGAUGGAGGGAUACAAAUGGAGUACACCAUUUAGCAUUCAUGCUAAUGGAGUUAUGUGUGUGCUCAUGAACAGUGAUACAGGAAAUGAUCAAGCUUUUGUUAGGGUAAAUGUUAGAAGUGGAACAAAAAGUUCACGGUAUGAAGUUGUAUUUCAGCUUGCUUGCUGGUCCAGCCCGUACAGGGUAGAGAAUCGCUCCAUGUUCUUGCCUGUUCGCUUUCGGCAAGUUGGUGGUGAUGAUUAUUCUUGGCGUAGUCUACCUCCGAAUUCAUCAGCUUCAUUCUUUUGGGAGGAUCUUGGCCGAAAACAUCUGUUGGAGGUAUUGGUUGAUGGAACUGACGCUACAAGCUCAAUGACAUAUGACAUUGAUGUCAUCAUGGAUCACCAGCCACUUGCUACUUCAAGUGGGCUUAAGAAAGCCUUGCGCAUCACUGUUGUCAAAGAAGGGAAAUUGCACGUCACUCAAAUUAGUGAUUGGCUGCCAGAUAAUAGAACUCGAGGGCAAACAACUGAGAGGCUAUUAUCGCCGAUCUUUCAGCCAUCAGAGGUAGACUGUGGGCAGUCAUCUCAAGAUCUGGAUAGUGAAUUUCAUGUUACUUUGGAAUUGACAGAGCUGGGCAUUUCCAUAAUUGACCAUAUGCCUGAGGAAGUUCUUUACCUCUCAGUGCAGCAGUUAUUACUUGCCUACUCAUCUGGAAUGGGUUCUGGAAUCAAUAGGUUUAAAAUGCGAAUGCACUGGAUUCAAGUGGACAAUCAAUUGCCUUUUGUUUCAAUGCCUGUCCUCUUUUGUCCUCAGAAGACGGACAAUCAAUUUGACCAUGUCCUCAAAUUUUCUAUGACGAUGCAGACCAAUAAUGCUCUUGAUUUUUGUGUUUAUCCAUAUAUUGGUAUGCAGGUUCCUGAGAAUUGUGUUUUUUUUGUUAACAUCCAUGAACCGAUCAUUUGGCGCCUCCACGAGAUGGUUCAACACCUAAAAAUUGAUAGGAUAUCUAGCUCUCAGCCUUCAGCUGUUUCUAUUGAUCCAAUACUGAAAAUAGGGCUUCUGAAUAUCUCCGAGGUCCGAUUUAAAGUUUCAAUGGCAAUGUCCCCAACCCAAAGGCCAAGAGGAGUUCUUGGGUUCUGGUCAUCCUUGAUGACUGCACUGGGAAACAUGGAGCACAUGCCGGUUCGUAUAGCUCAAAGGUAUAGAGAGGAAUUGUGCAUGCGACAAAGUGCACUAAUGAGCUCUGCUAUAUCUAACAUCCAAAAGGAUCUUCUUAGCCAGCCUCUUCAACUACUUUCUGGUGUUGAUAUUCUUGGAAAUGCCAGUAGUGCUUUAAGUAACAUGAGCAAGGGUAUAGCAGCACUAUCUAUGGACAAGAAAUUCAUUCAGGGACGGAUGAGACAGGAUAGCAAAGGAGUGGAAGACUUCGGUGAUGUCAUACGAGAUGGAGGCGGGGCUCUUGCAAAAGGAAUCUUCAGAGGUGUCACUGGCAUAUUAACAAAACCCAUCGAGGGUGCAAAAUCUUCAGGUGUUGAAGGCUUUGUACAGGGAGUUGGAAAAGGCUUAAUUGGUGCAGCUGCUCAGCCAGUGAGUGGAGUCCUCGAUCUUCUAUCUAAAACUACUGAAGGUGCAAAUGCUGUAAAAAUGAAAAUAUCAUCAGCUAUAAUGGCUGAGGAGCAGUUGCUGCGUAGGCGUCUCCCUCGAGCCAUUGGUGGUGAUAGUUUGAUCUAUCCUUAUGAUGAGUAUAAAGCAACUGGCCAGGCUAUCUUGCAGUUAGCUGAAUCUGGUACAUUUCUCGGCCAAGUGGACCUUUUUAAAGUACGAGGCAAGUUUGCAUCUACUGAUGCUUAUGAGGACCAUUUCAUACUUCCUAAGGGGAAAAUUGUUAUUGUUACUCACAGAAGAGUGUUAUUACUUCAGAUACCUAUGAUGACCCAGAGAAAGUUUAAUCCUGCAAAGGAUCCAUGCUCGGUAAUCUGGGAUGUACUAUGGGAUGAUCUUGUCACAGUGGAGAUUACUCAAGGAAAAAAAGAUGCUCCUGGAUCCUUACCUUCAAAGCUUAUUUUAUAUUUGAAGGCCAAGCCUACAAAUUCAAGGGAAGUUGUCCGUUUGAUCAAGUGUAAUCGUGGGUCCGACCAAGCGACUACCAUCUACUCAUCAGUUGACAAAUCUUAUAAAGCGUAUGGCCCGAAUGCAAUAAAGGAAUUACUGAGAUGGAAGGUACCAAGGCCAUAUGCCCCUCGUAAUACUAAUCGUCGCACUGUUCAGGAUUUAUCAUUUGCAUAGAUGAUAUUGUUCAAUGGCACCGUUCAGGAUAUUGUUCAAUUAGAUACACUUAUGAUGAAAUCCAUACUCGGUAAAGCAAAAGGCAUUGGUAGGCUUGCAGCUUGAGUAGUUGGGAGUGUAGAGAAGGCAACUGCUUAUAGGUAUGUUAGGACAUCAAAAUAUACCGCUGACGUACAUGUACAUAGCUUUGUAGGUUUGAGAAACUUCUUAAUCAAAAUACUAUGGCGUAGUUGCUCAUAGUAUAACAGAUUUCUCCUAUGUAAAUUGUACAAGCUUGUUAUAACCAGAAAAAAAUCGUUAAAGCUCGCAUGUGAGCGCUACCA